UCUUUAAAUACGCUCAUAUUCCAUGAAUUUGGUACCACUCAUCGGUUUAUCAGAGAAGUUGCAAGUUGCCGAAUUGUUAGCUGCAGGUUCCCUUGCGACGGAACAAUCUACUCUGUUGUUCAUGUUAUACGUCAAAACAUGCUCUUCUUCCCCCACGAUAGACGGGUCUUCUGUGUUUUUCUUCUCUUUGAAUUGUCAGGUUUCAAGCAUGUCUUCCAGAGCUAUUGUCUUCGUUUGUAUCCUGGUAGCUUUCGUUUCGAUCACGAGUGCUCGUGUGAUCGAUACAAAUGGCGAUCAAGAGGCUAUCGAUAAAACUGCAAUGGACUUGGUGAACGACGAUUUGACAGCUCACAUUCCCAGAGCUGUGAAACGCAGUGCUGGAUACAUGAUAGGCAGUCCUUGCUGCACCUCGUGUAAUACUGGGUGCUAUUGCUGCUACGCCUGAAGAACCUCUGGCAAAUAGACAUCAUCGUGGAAUUAAAUCACUUUUUUAUAUCUUUUUUAAUCAAAUUUUCUAGUAAAAUCACGAAGGGUAUGGGAAAGGUCAACAAUUAAAUAUUUAGAGGAGAGUGAAAUGAAUGUAUGCAUUAUAUAUAUAUAUAUAUAUAUAUAUAUAUAUAUAUAUAUAUAUAUAUACAUUACCAUGAUAUUACUGAGACGCUGUUCUCCCUUGAAUGUAAAGUUUCACUGUUGUACAUGUUUUUAUGGAGUUUACAGUCAAUAAUAACAAUAAUAAUAAUAAUGAUUAAUUAAAUGCAUAACAGAUAAAACCCUUCUCUCUGUGUAUCAAAAUAGUAUGAAACAAAGUAAUUGUAAGAAAUGCAAACUAGCUAAUGGAUAGAAAUUACUAAUACACCAUAAGACAGAAUAUUCAAAUCAAAGUUAAUCAUAAUACAUUUGUCAAGAACCUGUAAAUAUUUAUUAACCAUACCAAAAAUCGGAGUCUCAAUUACAUUCAAUUAAUUAUUUUCUUUUUUGUUUAAUGGCAUUAAUAAGACAUUGAGUUACCUUUCCCAGGUUCCACUUGUAUCCCGUGUCUGUUUCUUAUUAUAAAAAUGAAGCCAAGAAAAGAAAAAUAUCGCCCGAAAAUCUUCGUUUGACGCUUCAAAUAAUGAAACAUAGGGUGACCGGAAACACCAUCUUCAUUUCAUCCAUUACACUAGCACGUGUUAUAUAUAUAUAUAUUAACCUCCCCCUUUGGAUUUAUCAAAUAAUUUUUUUCCAAUCAAUUAUAUCUUUAACGUGUCUGCAAGAAUUUGUUUUGUUUUGUUUCCUCCUUAUUGGGUGUGUGUGUUUAUACUUUCCUCCGACCGAGAUACUCCUGGUAAUUUCAACAGGUAUUCGAUGAUAUUAGCUGAAUAAUAGCCUACAAUAAUUUAUGUUUGGAAAUGCGUACUCGUUAAGUCAUUAAACUGUAAGUAAAUAAUAUCAUUAAA
This is a messenger RNA of Lytechinus pictus (painted urchin), 1436 nucleotides long. RefSeq lists its product as uncharacterized. The transcript is spliced from 4 exons. Bases 23 to 445 code for a protein of 140 amino acids. The record is from RefSeq and is a predicted model, not a curated record. Lineage: Eukaryota; Metazoa; Echinodermata; Echinoidea; Temnopleuroida; Toxopneustidae.